AUGAAAAAUGAAGAUGAACAACCCCAUUUUGCCAUGAAUGGUGGUGAUGGCCCUCUUAGCUACCUCCAAAACUCCUCCUACCAGCGUCGAGUGUUAGAAUUUGCAAAGGCAAUCAUUGAAGAAGAAAUCGAGACAAAAUUAGAGAUUUCAAGCAAGCAUAAUCAUGGCUUGUUCUGCAUUGCCGAUUUCGGGUGCUCAACCGGAAACAACUCUUUUCCGGCCAUGCACGCGAUCAUCGAAGCCGUCAAACGGAAAUAUGAAUGCUCAGACCUCAAAACCCCAGAAUCCUACGUGUACUUCAACGACGUCGUAUCCAACGAUUUCAACACCCUCUUCAGUUCUCUCCCUCCCUUCAGGAGGUAUGCGGUAGCCGCAGUGCCCGGAGACUUCCACGGCCGCCUUCUCCCGCCUUCGUCCCUCCACUUUGCGUACUCCUCUUGGUCGCUCCACUGGCUGACGGAGGCGCCAAAGGCGGUGGCGGACAGCGGGUCUCCGGCUUGGAAUGGUGGGGAGAUUGUGUAUACAAGAGAGAGGAAGGAGGUUUGUGAUGCUUAUUUGGAUCAAUUUGGUAAAGAUGUUGAGUCGUUCUUGACAUCAAGGGCGGUGGAAAUGGUGGAAGGAGGGCUAAUGGCCCUUCUACUCCCCGGAGCUCCGGCUGCGUGGGACCCGGAAAAGGAAUACACGAUGGUCUCCCUCGUGGAGCCUCUGAGAUCUUCUCUCGUCAACAUGGCUUUGCAGGGAAGAUUGUGUAAAGCGAAGUCGGAGACUUUUAACUUUCCAGGCUAUAUUCCCACCCCAGAGGAGUUGAUAUCUAUAUUGCAAAAGAGUAAUAGUUUCAGCAUAGAAAGAAUGGAGAUUUUGAAGCCUGGGACAUUGCUCACGGUUGAUGGUCACGUGGCAUUUUUUAGGGCAGUUAAACAAAAUAUGCUCACACAUGAGUUUGGAGAUGAAAUCAUCGAUGAAACGUUCAACCUUUUGAAGAAGAAACUCCAAAGUUCACCUGCUUACGCAAAUCCUUCUAAUGAUAGAACUGUUGUGGUUGUUGUUAUUCUCAAGUGCAACGAUGUUUAGUAAGUGGUCAUGGUCGUUGUUUUGUUUAUCAUCAGAGAUCACAAUUAGAUAAAGUGUUUCUGUUAAGAAAGAUACUCCCUCCGUCCCCUAAUAAUUGUCCACUUUGGUUCCAGCACGGGUUUUGAGAAAUGUAAAGGAAAGUGAGUUGAAAAGGUUAGUGGAAUAUGAGUGUCACUUUUAUAUAUUA
Molecule: messenger RNA, 1258 nt
Organism: Salvia hispanica
Lineage: Eukaryota; Viridiplantae; Streptophyta; Magnoliopsida; Lamiales; Lamiaceae
Source: RefSeq, a predicted model, not a curated record